CUGCCCGCCAGGCGCACAAGCGAUCUGUUGGGAUUUGGAUGGACUGGAGCAGCUGAAAGAAUGAAAUAUAGCCAGGUCAGUGUGUUGGCUUCAGAAGCUAUGCAUGCAGCAUGCAAACACCCAACUUUGUGGGAUCAGUUACAGGAGAGUUUGAAGACCGUGAUAGCUAAGAGCCAUGAGUAUGAUCAGCUAAAGGAAAAUUUGAGUAAGAAAACGGCUGAUCUUAGUACUUGUGCAAUUGAAUAUGUAGAUGAUGGUGAAGGCAACAUAGUUGAAGUUCAUGAUCCUAUUAAAGUAUCAACGAAAGGUGCAACUAAGGUAGAUGAGAACCGCCCUAUGUCGAAAAAUGGUAGGCCACUUUCGUACGACGAGAUCAGAAUCAGGUGCGGCGCAUGCAAAUUGCUAGGGCACACUAAACGCAGCAAGAAAUGCAAACUAAAUAAGAAAAGCGUGGUGGGCGAAGAAGAGUAGAACAGUUGCUAAAGUUAUGUUAGGAUGAAUCCAGUGAUCUAAUAGUGAGGUGUUUACAAUGUGUUACUGCAUACAUGAUA
This is a messenger RNA of Aegilops tauschii subsp. strangulata, 551 nucleotides long. The record is from RefSeq and is a predicted model, not a curated record. NCBI's taxonomy places the organism in Eukaryota, Viridiplantae, Streptophyta, Magnoliopsida, Poales, Poaceae.